AUGCCCGCUUAUCACUCAACUUUUCCCGUUGAUCCCCAGACCGACCGUAUGGUUGGUAAUAUCGUUUUACUCCCACUAAAUACUAAGUUUAGAGGCCCUGCGUAUCCAGCCAAUUCCGAUUAUGAUAUAAUAGAUGAGUGCCUGGACCUUUUCCGUGCAAACUCGUUCUUUAAGAACUUCGAAAUAAAAUCCCCAGCUGACCGGUUGCUGAUUUAUGGUAUCCUGUUUAUCAAUGAAUGUUUGUCUCACUUGAGAUCCACCACGAACUAUAAUGAAGCCGUGAAAAUCUCAACUAACGUUGCAUUAGACAAUUUUGUGCUUCCUGGUUCUUCAGGUUUCCCAUUAAAUACAGUUUACACUGUACCCCUAGAGGAUCAUAAUGCUAUGGAGUUGUUACGAACUUACAUUCAGCAAUUCCGUCAGGAAUUAGCUAUGAGGCUACUAGAUAGGCUUUACAGGGACUCGAAAGAACGCCCAUCAAAGUUCUGGCUUGCAUUUACCAGAAGGAAAUUCAUGAACAAGUCAUUAUGA
Molecule: messenger RNA, 531 nt
Organism: Torulaspora delbrueckii
Lineage: Eukaryota; Fungi; Ascomycota; Saccharomycetes; Saccharomycetales; Saccharomycetaceae
Gene: ARC18
Product: Arc18p
Exons: 2
Coding region: 1-531 (176 amino acids)
Biological process (GO): regulation of actin filament polymerization; Arp2/3 complex-mediated actin nucleation
Cellular component (GO): cytoskeleton; Arp2/3 protein complex
Molecular function (GO): actin filament binding
Source: RefSeq, a predicted model, not a curated record